CAAUAAUGAAGUUUCCAUUAGGCAAGCUACGGUGAUGGCAUUUUCUAUACUCACUUGCCUUUCCUUCCGAAAAUCCACCUCUAAUCAGGCUUUUGUCUCUACCACAUAUUGCCUGAAAUUGCUCUUUUCAAGGUCUCCAGGAGCCUCUGUCCUGCUGGAGAAGAUUGCUAGUUUUCGGUCCUCAUCUGACUCAACUUCUGAAUAUUUGGCCCAGUUGGUAACUCCCACUUUCUUGAAACGCUUUCCCCACUUGGCUUCUGAGAUGUAACAAUCUCUGUUUUUCACCUAAGACCCAAGGCUCAGUCUUUGUUGCUCCCUUUUCCAUCUGCAUUCACAUCCUGGUUGUUCUCUACCACGUGGCUUCAAACACCAUGUCUUACAUGCUGAGGAGUCACAGACUUACGUUUUGCACUCCAACUUCCCUGUGAGCUCCAGCCUGCAAUAGCAGCUGCCCUUUUGACAAUCCUGUGGAUGUCUAGUAAGCAUCUCAAACUUAUCAGAGCCAAAAAAGAAUUCUUGACUUUUCAUCCCCUCAAACCUAGACCUCCUUCAAUUUUUCCCAUCUCGUAAGGUCACCAGUUUUCACUCCAUUUCUUGGCCCCAGAUGUAGGAGUUGUUGAGUUCCCUAUAUCCCCCAUACUUGAUAUUCAUUCCAUAAACAAGUUUGUUAGGUCAGCUGCCAAAAUAAAUUCCCAGUGUGCCCAUGUUUCACCAUAUUCCCAUGACUAGCCCGAGGCCCCAGCACCUCUCCUGGACUGCUGGGUGUCCUCCCGCUGGUCUUUGUGUUCCCAUUCUUGCCCUUCUCUUGCCUACUCGCUAUGCAGCAGCCAGAGGAAUCUUUGAAAAUAUAAAACCAAGACCAUUUCAAUGAUUACUUAGAAAAAAAUACAAAGUGCCUUCUAUGGUCCAUGAGCUCUUCAAGAUCUGGCCCUCAUUUAUCUUCCUGACCUCAUCUUCCAUCACUCUCUCUUGCUCUCACUUCACUCAAACACUGACUUUCUUCCAGUUCCUCUACCACCCCAAGCUCAUUUCUUCCCUAGGACCCCUAUACAUAUUGUUCCCCUUCCCUAGAACAGUUUUCCUGUAGUCCUUUGCGUGAACCAUAUCAUUAGGAACUUAACUCAAAAAUAAUCUUAAAUCAGUCAGGACAGGCCUAUCUCAACAUACUUCAGGCCUAUGAUUAUCCCCUGUUCCCUAAAUUUGGUUCCCUUUACUUACAGUUUUAUUAUUUCUCUGUAUAUAUACUUGUUUGUUGUUGUUCUGUCAACUCUACUGUGAGUUGCAUAAAGGCCGAGGCUCUGUCUGUGUCAUUCAUCUUUUUAGUAAUGCCUGGUAUAUAGUGGGUACUCAUUGUAUUUUUGCAGAAUGAAUGAAUGGAUGAAUGACUAAAUACAGGGUAAAGGAUUUAGACUGGGCCUCCAUAUGCCAAGGACUAUGUUUAAAUCCUCUACUCUGCACUAAAGUUUGCCUUGCUCAGUUAGAUUCUUAGCAGUGAUCUUAGCCUGGUCUUUUACUUUUCUUGUUUAUUGUUUGAUAUUCAGGCAUAUUCUGAGUUUGUCUGAAAACGUGGGCUUUCUGAUAAGAGUCCUUUAUGUGAGAGGGUUGUAUGGGAAACUCUUCUUGGGUAAGGAUUUAAAAUAUUUUCACUGCUCAGGUUUGGAGAGACCUGGGUUUGUUUAAGAAGCUGGUGAUGUGGUCCAUUAGAACAAGAGAAGGCAUGUGACCCAAAAUAAAGCCUUAGGUUGCAAAGGGGAGUGGAUAUCCUGAGUAAUAACCAUGCCCUGACCAGAGCAGAAGACACAAAACCUAUUAUGCCCAGCAACCUUUGCGGAGGGAACAGUGGGAAUGGUCAGCUCCUGAGUAAAGGUGAUAGGAUUCCUAGAAAUGAGGACUUGAUGUGGUAAAGAACCUUUCUGGAUCUGGUGGAGCCAAGAGCUUGUAUAAAUUUGAUUUUACAGGAGAAGUGAGAAGUCAAAGGGUAAUGUUUUCCACUAGUAGAAAAAGCUGUUUGAGGACAUGAUGGAGUUAAUGAAGCAACUGCUCACAUUCAUUUCUGCUGACAUAUCCAAAACUGAUUUAUCUUAUCUUGAGUGUGGGAGCCGAAUGCCUUUAUGCGUACUCAGAGACACUUGAUCCACUGACCUGCAGGAGAAGCCCAGGAUUUUCUAGCUCGCUGCAGAAAAAUGAAGCCUCUGCUUGGGACCCUUUACCUCUUGGAGAUGCUGAUUUCUGGUGGGCUGGGAUAUGAUAGAUCCCAAGCACAACCCAGACGAGAGGUUGUGGAUGAGACAGUGAGUUGGGGGAGGAGCCUGGAGACCUAUUCCUAUACCAGGUAUCACCCCAUGGAUGAGAUCUAUCAGUGGAUGAGACAGAUAAAUGAGACGUACAGGGACGUGGUGACACAGCAUUUCCUAGGAAUGACCUAUGAGAACCAGCCCAUGUAUUAUUUGAAGAUCAGCCAACCAUCCAAUGAUACCAAGAAGAUCAUUUGGAUGGACUGUGGAAUUCAUGCCAGGGAAUGGAUUGCCCCAGCUUUUUGCCAAUGGUUUGUGAAAGAAAUUCUACAAAACUACAGAGACAAUCCCAGGAUAAGAAGGUUCCUUAGAAACCUGGAUUUCUAUGUGCUUCCAGUUCUUAACAUAGAUGGUUAUAUCUACAGUUGGACAACUGAUCGACUUUGGAGGAAAUCCCGCUCAUCCCAUAACAAUGGCACAUGUUUUGGGACAGAUCUCAAUCGAAAUUUCAAUGCGUCCUGGUGUAGUAUUGGCGCAUCUAAAAACUGCUCGGAUUUAACAUUCUGUGGGGCAGGACCGGCCUCUGAACCAGAGACCAAAGCUGUUUCCAGCUUUAUUGAGAGCAAGAAGGAGAACAUUGCGUGCUUCCUGACCAUGCAUUCAUAUGGGCAGCUCAUUCUCCUGCCUUAUGGCUACACUGAAAAUAAACCAAGUAAUCAUGAAGAACUGAUCCAAGUUGGACAGAAGGCAGCAAAUGCAUUGAAAGAAAAGCAUGGAACCAAUUAUAGAGUUGGAUCGAGUGCAGAUAUUUUAUAUGCCUCGUCAGGGUCUUCAAGAGACUGGGCUCGGGACAUUGGGAUUCCCUUCUCAUAUACCUUUGAACUGAGGGACAGCGGUACCUAUGGGUUUGUUUUGCCAGAAGCUCAGAUUCAGGACACCUGCGAGGAGACCAUGGCAGCUGUGCUCUCCGUCCUAGACGAUGUAUAUGAAAAAUAUUGGCAUUCAAACAGUGCUGGGAAGGUGACAUCUACCUCCGUGGUGCUGAGCCUGCUAAUAGCUUUGGUGUCUCCUCUCUGAGUGCAUCCGACCCAGUCUGCUCAGCCUCAGUGAGGUGGGUGCGGAGUGCAGGGAGAUGUUUGUCUGCAGCUGUGGUGGAAUCCAAUAAUUUAACUAAAAAUGCUUUCUGUUUCAAUAAAGGUGAAUCAUGUUCUCAUUUUAA
Manis pentadactyla (Chinese pangolin) is the source of this 3453-nucleotide messenger RNA. RefSeq names its product carboxypeptidase O (gene CPO). The record is from RefSeq and is a predicted model, not a curated record. Gene Ontology annotation, molecular function: zinc ion binding; metallocarboxypeptidase activity. The coding region runs from base 2184 to 3311 and encodes 375 amino acids. The transcript is spliced from 9 exons. Lineage: Eukaryota; Metazoa; Chordata; Mammalia; Pholidota; Manidae. Gene Ontology annotation, biological process: proteolysis.